UGCCAAAUCUGGCGAAACAACUGGCCGCUGUGAUACAAUUGUAUAAUAAUAGUAAUAUAAAAAUAAUAAAGGUGGCAGACAAGCAAACUUUUCUACAGUACUAUUAGAUGUUUCCAUGUGGUCCCUACAAAUCAAACCCUUUACAGGAAAUCCUCAUUUAAUGACCACCUUAUUUAAAUACCGUUCAUUGUUAUGAUGGUGAUGAAAAAGUAACUUUGCAACCAGUCCUUACAUUUAUAAUUUUCUGGAGCGAAAUGCAUACAGAAAGUUGAAGUAAAAUCAUAAAAUCAUGUUGUUUCAUUUUGCAGUCACCUCACAAUGAUCAAAUUGCUGGUCCUAUUGAAUUAUCUUUUCUGCAAGAAAAUUGGUUUCACAGCCCUAAGCAAGGAGCUGUAUGAAAAAUAUUAGAUCUCCAACUAUUACACCGACUGAGGUUGGAAAUACUCAUCUCACUCGGGGAGAGAGGAGGACGAUGAAUGAAAGUAAUCACCGCCAGCAAGCAGGUGUAGGUAGGGAUCACUGCGGAGUUGGAGCAAAGCAAGUGAAAGAGAAUAAAGAAACUUGUGAACUAGCCUUACGUUUGGACGAGCCAUGCCAAAUGGAGUCCCAGACGCAAACGCAGCAAGAGUUAUACUAUGGUCUGAGCACCCUAGAAAAUUUUGAUGAUGUGCGGGUGCGAAUGCUGUGGACUCGCCCACUUAGACGUCGAGGUUGCUGCAUGCUUAGCUGCGGCCGUAUCUCCUCUUGUUUUUUCCCCUCCCUCUUACAUGCCCCCUUGGUGCAGCGGGCUAACGCCGGCGAAAGGAGUGGGGUGGACUACAUGGCACAAUUAGAGAGGCCAGCUCCUUCAUUGACUCUGGUGACCAAUAUGAAGACCCAGUUACAUAUGGCAUUGGAAAGGAACUCUUGGCUGCAGAAAAGAAUUGAAGAUCUGGAAGAAGAACGAGAUUUCUUGCGCUGCCAGCUAGACAAAUUCAUCUCUUCAGCCCGCCUGGAUGCUGAUGAUCAUUGCUGCAACAAACAACUGCCCCGAAGAUCCGAAAUAUUGGAGAGCCGAAAUGGGAACAUGACGGAUGAUGACAGCAUGAGCUCCUGGAUGGCCACCAGCCCAGAAGAAGGAGGUUCUGUGGAACACAAGAAACUCAAAGCAGGGUUUAACCACCGACGCUUUGCCAAGCCUAAAAUCCGGGAGAGGCAGAGAGUCAAGGAUGUGGAUGGAGUCCUCUGCCGCUAUAAGAAGAUCCUGUGCACUUUCCAGAAGAUGCAAAGCAUGAGUCGGGCCUUUGAACAUCAUCGGGUGGAUCGUAACACUGUGGCCUUGACCACCCCCAUAGCAGAGCUCCUUAUUGUUGCUCCUGAAAAAUUGGCUGAAGUGGGUGAGUUUGACCCAUCUAAGGAACGUCUGCUUGAAUAUUCCCGACGAUGUUUCAUGGCGCUAGAUGAUGAGACACUCAAAAAAGUCCAGGCCCUCAAGAAAAGCAAGCUUCUACUGCCCAUCACUUACCGCUUCAAGACGAAAAUGGACUCUCCUGGCUUAGUUGCUGGCAACUCUGUCCCUUCUCCUGCUGUGCCACCCAAGCAACUUCUGCCAAUCGCUGAAUGCUACAAGCGAUGAAUCUUCUCCUGGAGCAACAUAAGUACUGCUGGAACCUAUGUUGCCAGUCCUUUGAGCUCUCUUUCUCUGUACAUCCUGCCCCCUCCGACCCCAUCCAUUAUCCCUAUUAAAAUAAAAGUGUGAUGUGUGGUAUCACACCUUUGUGAUUUGGAGGAAAUUGAGCCGGGUAACCCAGGUGAGUGCUCUUGAGUAUCCCAUCUCCCUGGCCAGGUGUGAUUCACUUGGCCUUUCUCUCUUCCAACCUAGAUGAUCAUUGCUGCAACAAACAACUGCCCUGAAGAUGCGAAAUAUUGGAGAGCCAAAUUCUCACCAAACUCUCACAGGGUUUCCUUGAGUUUUCUACCCUGAUGCCCAACAAUCUCCCAACUUUUCCUAGGUUUAAAUACUGAAUGAAUCCACUGUUUCACAGGUAGGGCCAUUGUAUCUUUACAAAAAGGGUCUGGAAGUGGUUUCCUAGGAUUAUUAUUUGACUAUAGAUCUGCCCAUCUAUGCUUCCAUCUUUAAAGGCUUUCCCACAGCUGCGGGAUUGUUUUCAUUCUCCCUCCUGAGAGUUUGGCUAGAGGAAAAACAAUGACAAAGGAGCUAACAACCAUGAUGUGUCCCAUCCCACAAUCAAUAACAUCAUGGAUAGAUUGAUUGGUUGUAAUUGUUGCACAG
This is a messenger RNA of Thamnophis elegans (Western terrestrial garter snake), 2272 nucleotides long. RefSeq names its product coiled-coil domain containing 106 (gene CCDC106). Gene Ontology annotation, cellular component: nucleoplasm. Bases 395 to 1615 code for a protein of 406 amino acids. Lineage: Eukaryota; Metazoa; Chordata; Lepidosauria; Squamata; Natricidae. The record is from RefSeq and is a predicted model, not a curated record. The transcript has 7 exons.